This is a messenger RNA of Propithecus coquereli (Coquerel's sifaka), 3422 nucleotides long. RefSeq names its product neural precursor cell expressed, developmentally down-regulated 4-like, E3 ubiquitin protein ligase (gene NEDD4L). The record is from RefSeq and is a predicted model, not a curated record. Gene Ontology annotation, molecular function: ubiquitin protein ligase activity; protein binding; sodium channel inhibitor activity. The transcript is spliced from 30 exons. Gene Ontology annotation, biological process: regulation of dendrite morphogenesis; ubiquitin-dependent protein catabolic process. Bases 114 to 2981 code for a protein of 955 amino acids. NCBI's taxonomy places the organism in Eukaryota, Metazoa, Chordata, Mammalia, Primates, Indriidae.
CGCAGGGCCGGGCGCGGGACCGGCGGGACCUGGAGGCAGAGUGAAGCCUGGGCAGCCCGCGCCGCAGCACAGCCGCCGGCAGCGCCUCGGGCCCCGCGCGGGGCGCCGGCUCCAUGGCGACCGGGCUCGGGGAGCCGGUCUACGGACUUUCGGAAGACGAGGGAGAGUCCCGUAUUCUCAGAGUAAAAGUUGUUUCCGGGAUUGAUCUCGCCAAAAAGGACAUCUUUGGAGCCAGCGAUCCGUAUGUGAAACUUUCGUUGUACGUAGCGGAUGAGAAUAGAGAACUCGCUUUGGUGCAGACAAAAACAAUUAAAAAGACGCUGAACCCUAAAUGGAAUGAAGAAUUCUACUUUAGAGUAAACCCAUCUAAUCACAGACUCCUUUUUGAAGUGUUUGACGAAAACAGAUUGACACGAGACGACUUCCUGGGCCAGGUGGACGUGCCCCUUAGUCAUCUUCCGACAGAAGAUCCAACCAUGGAGCGACCCUACACGUUUAAGGACUUUCUUCUCAGACCAAGAAGUCAUAAAUCUCGAGUGAAGGGAUUUCUGCGACUGAAAAUGGCCUAUAUGCCCAAGAACGGAGGUCAGGAUGAGGAAAGCAGCGAGCAGAGGGACGACAUGGAGCACGGGUGGGAAGUCGUUGACUCGAAUGACUCGGCUUCUCAGCACCAAGAGGAGCUUCCUCCUCCUCCUCUGCCCCCCGGGUGGGAAGAGAAAGUGGACAAUUUAGGCCGAACUUACUACGUCAACCACAACAACCGGACCACCCAGUGGCACCGACCGAGCUUGAUGGACGUGGCCUCGGAGUCGGACAACAACAUCAGGCAGAUCAACCAGGAGGCGGCCCACAGGCGCUUCCGCUCGCGCAGGCACAUCAGCGAGGACUUGGAGCCCGAGCCCUCGGAAGGUGGUGAUGUCCCUGAGCCUUGGGAGACCAUUUCAGAGGAGGUGAAUAUCGCGGGAGACUCUCUCGGGCUGGCUCUCCCCCCACCGCCCGCCUCCCCGGUGUCUCGGACCAGCCCUCAGGAGCUGUCAGAGGAGCUGAGCAGAAGGCUUCAGAUCACUCCGGACUCCAAUGGGGAACAGUUCAGUUCUUUGAUUCAGAGAGAGCCGUCCUCGAGGUUGAGGUCGUGCAGUGUCACGGACGCAGUUGCAGAACAGGCCCACCUACCACCGCCAUCAGUGGCCUAUGUACAUACCACGCCGGGCCUACCUUCAGGCUGGGAAGAAAGAAAAGAUGCUAAGGGGCGCACAUACUAUGUCAAUCAUAACAAUCGAACCACCACUUGGACUCGGCCUAUCAUGCAGCUUGCAGAAGAUGGUGCAUCUGGAUCAGCCACAAACAGUAACAACCAUCUAAUCGAGCCUCAGAUCCGCCGGCCUCGUAGCCUCAGUUCGCCAACAGUAACUUUAUCUGCCCCACUGGAGGGUGCCAAGGAUUCACCCGUGCGCCGGGCUGUGAAAGAUACCCUUUCCAAUCCACAGUCCCCACAGCCAUCACCUUACAACUCCCCCAAACCACAACACAAAGUCACACAGAGCUUCUUGCCACCCGGCUGGGAAAUGAGGAUAGCUCCAAACGGCCGGCCCUUCUUCAUUGACCAUAACACAAAGACUACAACCUGGGAAGAUCCACGCCUGAAAUUUCCAGUACAUAUGCGCUCAAAGGCAUCUUUAAACCCCAAUGACCUUGGCCCUCUUCCUCCUGGUUGGGAAGAAAGAAUCCACUUGGACGGCCGAACGUUUUAUAUCGAUCAUAAUAGCAAAAUUACUCAAUGGGAAGACCCAAGACUGCAGAACCCAGCUAUUACUGGUCCGGCUGUUCCUUACUCCAGAGAAUUUAAGCAGAAAUAUGACUACUUUAGGAAGAAAUUAAAGAAACCCGCUGAUAUUCCAAAUAGGUUCGAAAUGAAACUGCACAGAAAUAACAUAUUUGAAGAGUCCUAUCGGAGAAUCAUGUCUGUGAAAAGACCAGAUGUCCUAAAAGCUAGACUGUGGAUUGAAUUUGAAUCAGAGAAAGGUCUCGACUAUGGCGGUGUGGCCAGAGAGUGGUUCUUCUUACUGUCCAAAGAGAUGUUCAACCCCUACUAUGGCCUCUUCGAGUACUCUGCAACGGACAACUACACCCUUCAGAUCAAUCCCAAUUCAGGCCUCUGUAAUGAAGAUCAUUUGUCCUAUUUCACUUUCAUUGGAAGAGUUGCUGGUCUGGCAGUAUUUCAUGGGAAACUCUUAGAUGGUUUCUUCAUUAGACCGUUUUACAAGAUGAUGCUGGGAAAGCAGAUAACUCUGAAUGACAUGGAAUCUGUGGACAGUGAAUAUUAUAACUCUUUGAAAUGGAUCUUAGAAAACGACCCUACUGAGCUGGACCUCAUGUUCUGUAUAGAUGAAGAAAACUUCGGACAGACAUAUCAAGUGGAUUUGAAGCCCAAUGGGUCAGAAAUAAUGGUAACAAAUGAAAACAAAAGGGAAUACAUCGACCUGGUCAUCCAGUGGAGAUUCGUGAACAGGGUCCAGAAGCAGAUGAACGCCUUCCUGGAGGGAUUCACAGAACUGCUUCCUAUUGACUUGAUCAAAAUUUUUGAUGAAAAUGAGCUGGAGUUGCUGAUGUGCGGCCUCGGCGAUGUUGACGUCAACGACUGGAGACAGCAUUCUAUUUACAAGAAUGGCUACUGCCCAAAUCACCCUGUCAUUCAGUGGUUCUGGAAGGCUGUGCUACUGAUGGACGCCGAAAAGCGUAUCCGGUUACUGCAGUUUGUCACGGGGACGUCCCGAGUACCUAUGAAUGGAUUCGCCGAACUUUAUGGUUCCAAUGGUCCUCAGCUGUUUACAAUAGAGCAGUGGGGCAGUCCUGAAAAACUGCCCAGAGCUCACACAUGCUUUAAUCGCCUUGACUUACCUCCAUACGAAACCUUUGAAGAUUUGCGAGAGAAACUCCUCAUGGCCGUGGAAAAUGCCCAAGGAUUUGAAGGGGUGGAUUAAGCAGCACCGCCUGCCUCGGGGGUGGUUGUUCUUCAAGCAAGUUCUGCUUGCACUUUUGCAUUUGCCUAACAGACUUCUGCGGAGACGGUGGCAGAAGGGCAGCUGCAGGCGCGGCCCCUGGAGCUGAGCCUUCGGCCGCGCACUCAUCCACGUUCAGACGCGGGAACCCGGUCCCAGCUCGAGCCCCCGCACUUCCCACCACAAAUUAUCGACUGGUUGAUAUGUACACUAAUUGCAUUUCAGGAGGACUUAUGCUAUUUAUGUUGUGCCUCUGCAGGCAAAGCCCUUAAUAAAUAUUUUACAUACUUUCUAAUGACAAUGAAUGGAAUUAAUCACUCUACAGGUAUGGUAUUACAACUCAUGUUUACUUUUUAAAAUGAUUUAGACCGAUUUUCAGAUUUUAUUUAAUUACAAUUAAAGAUGUCUCAUGUCCUAGGAAAA